Annulohypoxylon maeteangense is the source of this 2420-nucleotide messenger RNA. Its product is annotated as heterokaryon incompatibility protein-domain-containing protein. The record is from RefSeq and is a predicted model, not a curated record. Bases 1 to 2370 code for a protein of 789 amino acids. The transcript has a single exon. Lineage: Eukaryota; Fungi; Ascomycota; Sordariomycetes; Xylariales; Hypoxylaceae.
AUGGAAAGUUCUCAGACGGAUGAAGGGCAUGAACUGGCUCCAAAUUAUACUGUGAAUACGAACGCGAAAGCCACUAAUACCGCCAAAACGACUACUACUCUAUGUGUUCGGUGCGCCGAAAUCGACUGGAAAGAUAUCAUCCGUCAGGCGUGCGCGCCAUCAACGCGACGAAUCUGCGAACUGCCACCCGAAGACGACAUUUCUGAACUAUCAGAGAAUGAUGAGCAACAAGAAAGAUAUUUCCUCAAGAUCGAGGUGCCGACGCUGACAAGGGACUGUCCAGUAUGCAUCCUACUUUCUGCCCUUGUCAGAGAAGAGGAACGUGUUGGUAACAAAGUUGAACAAAUUAUGUUUGGGAGAGAGGAUGAAGAGGGAUUCUAUGGUGAUGCAGAUAAUCUACAGCCAACGAUGUAUGGCACCGAGAACUACCAAGAUCCAAAAUUAUCGAGCGCCAACCAGUCAUGGCCCACCGAUUGUGUUCUAGGACUCGCGAUACAGGAAUAUUCGAGCGAUUCCAAUGACACUGCAAGAACUCUCAGGAAAAUAGAUCCGGCGAAAAUCAAUCUCACACUUCUUAGGAAUUGGAUAUCGACAUGUCAUGACCAACACGGAACAGAUUGCAACCCUGUCGAAUCCGAACUCGUACCGUCUCUCCGUGUUAUUGAUGUACGUACAGGAACCAUCGAGGAGGCCAAGCCAGGAUGCAAAUAUGUCGCCCUUAGUUACGUCUGGGGUAGUUCGCAGCCACCCGCAAAUAGCUCCCAGAGCAGUCAAGGUAGAGGCCUGCUAGAAACAGCCCCAGAGACUAUCAAGGAUGCAGCAUGGCUUACCGAAGAGCUGGGGUAUCAAUAUAUAUGGAUUGAUAGGUAUUGCAUUCCGCAGGAUGAUCCUCAGGCCAAACAUGAUCAGAUCCAAAAAAUGGAUUUAGUAUAUCAACAAGCGGAAUUGACUAUUGUUGCCGCUGCAGGUGAAGGACCAGAGUUUGGGCUUCCAGGGGUUGGCAAUAGAAGACGUGACGCACAGCUCUCAGCGAAGGUGAGUAGCGAUACAUACUUGGUAUCAGUUGAGCAAAAGUGCGAAUCAUUUUUCCAGUCGAAGUGGAUAACCAGGGGCUGGACCUAUCAAGAAUCCAUUUGUUCGCGAAGGUGCAUCGUGUUCACCAAAAAGGAGAUGUUCUUCCAAUGCAAGGGCAUGACUUGUCGGGAGACAGUCCGUGAACCAAGUAAUAAGGACUUCUUCAUCGCUAGCCUGAAUGAAGGUCCAAUCAGCCUAUUCGGACAGAAGCUGAGCGCGUGGGACCAUAUUGAAUCGUACUGUCGUCGGGAAUUGUCCUUCAACAGUGACGCGCUUAACGGAAUUCUCGGGAUACUACGACUGCACCAGCAGAGCCAAAACCCAGUAUACCACUUUUGGGGAAUGCCUUUCUCCGCCGACAAAAACAAUUUGGUCGAACAGGCUUUCCUUGCGAGCCUUUGCUGGGAAUCUACAAUUGAAUCGGAAGAUACGAUGGAGAUUAAAGAACCUCGCCGUGAAGAUUUCCCAAGUUGGUCUUGGACCGGAUGGAAAACCCCGAUCAGACGGUUUUUUAACGAAUACAGCAGGCCUCCGAAAUUGGCUGGCACUGUUUCAGUGCAUCUCCAAGAUGGGCCAAUCUUAGGGUUUCAGGAUGCUUUUGAUCAGAAUAUCAAGAAGAGUGAUUUUAGCAAGCUUUCAAAGUUCCUAGACGUCGAGUGUUGGACAUUUGAACUCGAAUCGAAUAUCCGAGAACCAGGCCCUAAUGAUGACGGAUCAUCGUUGGCAUGGGUUUGGCCAACCGGCACAUCCCAACUAGAUGAGAACUCUAGGGCAGCAAUUUCACUAGCUCUUGAUGGGGAUAUCUCAGAAAAGAUUAUAUCCGCUAAUCCAGAUGGGCACUUUUUGGCUCUUAUUUUCGAGAAAAGGAAGAAAUUCUCACAACCUACACACCAUCUAGAAUCAGGAGGGCGGUCAAGCGAAGGCCUUGCGAAUUUUGUGAUAGUCGCUAUGAAGAAUGGAGACCACUAUGAACGAGUCGGGUUUAUUAAACUCGAUGAUAGUGAGCUAUGUCGAAUGUCCACCUCGACCUUCAAGCGCAUCACACGAAAUGGCAUUUCGAUCCAUUCGGAUAGUGAUGGUUCGAUAUAUUCCCUUGAAGGUGACGACGACAACGACGACGACAAUGACGAUAAUGAUGAUGAUGGUGAUGAUGGUGAUGAUGACGACGACGAUUAUGAUGACAAUGAUGAUGGCGGUGAUGGUGGUGGCCGUGGUUUGGGUGGCGGGUAUGAGAGUUUCUAUAUAAAGGAUUGGCUUCCAAAACAGUUUACAUGGCAACGAGUUAAACUAGGCUGAUAUGCGGUCUGCUUACCUAGUAUUUACCAAGGGAGAAGCAUGUGGAUGGG